Molecule: messenger RNA, 629 nt
Organism: Labrus bergylta (ballan wrasse)
Lineage: Eukaryota; Metazoa; Chordata; Actinopteri; Labriformes; Labridae
Product: interferon a3-like
Biological process (GO): defense response; response to exogenous dsRNA
Cellular component (GO): extracellular region
Molecular function (GO): cytokine receptor binding
Source: RefSeq, a predicted model, not a curated record
CUGAUUCAGACAGAGACAAAAGAAAACUUUGAGACUCUUUCAAAAUGCUCGGCAGGAUUUUGUGUGUGUGUGUGUUCCUCGGUGUGUUCAGUGCAGGCUCCCCGCUGAGCUGCAAAUGGAUGGAUCAUAAAUUCAGACAGUUCAGUAAAACCUCUUUGGAUCUCCUGGACACCAUGGCUCAUAACUCCACUAACAGCACUGAGGAUGCUGAAGUGAAGCACACUGUGAGCUUCCCUCAUGAGCUGUACAGCCAGGCGGACAAAGCAGCUGCGGUGGAUAAACUCAGCUUCACAGUCCAGGUUCUGAAUGAGAUGGAGACCCUGCUCAAUCAGAAUCACAGCUCUGCAUCAUGGGAGGAGAAAACUGUGGACAGCUUUCUGGGCGUUGUGAGCCGGCAGGCUGACGGCCUUCACUCCUGUAUCCGGAGCCACGGCCACAAGAAGCACAACAAGAAGCUGCACAUGAGUUUCAAGAGACUGUCACAUGUCCUCGAGCAAAUGGGUCACAGUGCUGAAGCCUGGGAGCUGAUCAGGAAGGAAAUCAAAACUCAUCUGAUGAGAGCCGACCUUCUGAUUACAUCUCUGCUCACCGCCAACUAAAUGAUCUUAUCUGCCCCAUUAAUACAUCUA